AUGGUUCAUCCAAUUUGUGCAGUAUUGAAUUAUGAAGGCAUCAAAAGGGCCCGAGAACGUCGUGGAGGCGCCCAAGGUGCAGUAAAUGCUGCCAGAGAACAGCUAGCCAAUCGUCAACGUGAACUUGAAAGACAGCGUGUAGAACAAGUUAACUUCAGAAAUCAAAAGACUCAAGUGACUGCCCAGCUUCGAAACCCCUCACUUAGUCUUUCUCAACUAGAAGCUCGUCAGCUUACAUUGGCGAAUAUAACAGAACAGAUCCGUAAAGUAGUGCAGCAUCUUGGGUCCUUCGUGACAAGAUCAUCUGUUCUAUACAAUGAACUUCAAGAUUUGGUCAGCUUCAAAAAUCUUGUGAAACCACUGAAUUCCAUCCUAACAGAAUUAAUCGAGAAUGGUGUAACCACUAAAGAGACAGCUGGCGCGACCCAAAUUUCUUCAGUAGAAGUCCAGCUAACAAGUGACACUCUUGAUCUUAUUAAAGCGUGUUUACCUUCUUCACCUUCGAACGAAGGGGAUUCAUAUACUUGUUCAAGUAUUCGAAAGCCAAAAUGUCCCAUAUCACUUUGUUUCUAUGGCUUGUUUAUUUUAUCCUCAUUCCAUAUACGUAUCUUUGACUUUGAUCUAUUGACUAUGAUAGUUCGAGGAGCAAUCGUAUGGAUAUUUUUUGUAUUGAUUAUACAAAUGUUAUAUUUUUCCGAAGUCAUUGGCCAAUAUAGCAAACAGCCGAUGGCUACAACAUCGCUAGUGUAUCAAUUCGACCUUCCAAAGGAUCCUUUGAUAAAUCCUUUCUACAGCCCGGAAAUUGAAAGCCUGAGAAGCUCGAACAAACAAGUGAUAAAGAUGGGUCGUUCAGGCUCAGUAAUAGGAGUUGGUGGUACGGAAGCCACACAUUUGGCGCAACGUCCAGCUAUAGACUCUGCAUGGGAAAAUUUGAUUGCUAGCGGACCAACGGCAGUAAAUCUAUUAGCUCAAGUAAUGGUUUUAUCCAGCAAGUUGGACUUUUCGUUUAAGCUAGCUGUUCCAAACUAUUCAUUCAAAUAUGUGAAGUAUCCAGACUCUUUCAGAGUAACCCUUGGUCAAAUUUCGAACGAGGGUUGGCGUGCAUUUCUAACGGCACAUAGCAAUAUGGAUCAACUUCAACUUAACAUGCAACGUAUUCCAACUCAUGUUAAAGUUGCUUUGAAAGUCUUGACUGAAGAGAAAAGACCAAGAACACUUGGCAUUCAAAUAAGGAAAGUAUUAAACAGUAUUAAACGUAUCAGCAGCGAUUGUAUUAAUUUAGCCAAUAAUACACACAUGGAGUUUGCUAAUGUGAUGAAUCAUCUCGGUGAAGUCAUUGCUUUAACUGAAGCUAACAAGGGUCUAGGUGAAAGUCAACUCCAACAAGUCGAAAUCGAAUUGAAUGUAUCUAGGGUGUGGCAAACACAGUUGACACAAUUAAAUGAUAUUAUGAAGGAACAUUAUAAAAAUACAGAAGAUGAUUUACGGUUUGCUCAUGUAGAAUAUUCCAAAGCGUUGGCUAGACGUCCGUCUCGGUUUGAGAAAAGUCUUAUGCGUAUAACUGGUGCUGUAAUCAAGUUGAUUAAUAAUGCAGUAAAAACAUUUCAAGGUUUGACUUCUGGUGACAGACAAACCGGUUCCACACCUAUAGGUCUAAACGGGCUGACAAUAGGAAAUGUAGCUCCCACAACGGAAAAUGGUAAAAGUCUACUGAUGGCUCAGUCAUUCUUCGAGUCGAUUAGAAAUUUGAUAAAAAUAUUCGAUGAUGUAUUUUAUUCAAAUAAAAACCAGACGACUAGUGGUAAUCCACAAGAAAUGGAAAAUAUCUUGUAUGAACUUGAAACAUAUGCUAAAUUGAUUGGUAAAAAUGAGAUAGCUACGAAUGUUAUUGAACCUAUGAUGGAACGGGCAAGAAAUUGGAGCAAGGCAGCCAUCCAAUUAGUGAAGGAUAAAGGUAUGAACCGCCCAGUGACUAGGGAAGAAACCGACCAGGUUUUAUUUCAAUUGAAUCGACUGAUGGACGAGACAAAAAAGAUUGAUGCUGCUGCAACACUUAUCAGUGACUCCUCUCAAGUGAAAUCUAAUGGUAAUAACGGAUACUCAUCGGAUGCCACAAAAAUGAUGGUUCAAAUAACGGAGCGGCAACUUCAAGAUGCUCGAAAACGAAGUGAAGCAAGCCGCAUCCAGUUACAAAAGAAUAUGGAUGAAAUGGGUGAACUCGUUGGAAAAAUAGCUUUAUUGGAUUUGAAACGAGUCAAUUAUGUUCAGCUUCUUGAUUAUAUGCGACAAGCUUUGGUAUUACUCGGUACCAUGCGUCAAACUUGGGCACAAUUAAUUUUGUUUUUUUCUACUAUAGUCAAUCAGGCUGAAAUUGCUCUUUCGGGCACACUUAAUCCUUUCAUUAAACAAAUAGAAAUGGUCACCAAUGGUGAACUCUCCGUCGAUGAACGAAGCUUUUUCAUUGAACUACUGAAAGAUCAAUCUGUCAAUAUUCAUGAAACAUCGCAUUCGCUUUUCAUAAUGUCUCGAACGUAUGUUGACAUGUCAAACGAAUUUUUGAUGCCACGACUUGCUGGGCUUUCACACAUGUUCACAGGCAAAGAUGACGAUGAACGUACUGCCUUGAACAGGCAAUUAGCCGCUGAAGCAAAAGUCACACAAGAUAAAGUGAAGGCUUUGAUAGAAGAGCGAAAAAUAGUUUAUGCAAUCAUGGUUGAAACCGAACGUACGAAACUAAAAGUCUACUUAAACAGUAUUGGAGGACCCUCAGAAGAAAAUCAAAUCGCUAUUGAAGAAGCUAGUGCACUUAUCGCUUCAAAGAAACUCACUUCCAGUCCUACCAUAUAG
Molecule: messenger RNA, 2847 nt
Organism: Rotaria socialis
Lineage: Eukaryota; Metazoa; Rotifera; Eurotatoria; Philodinida; Philodinidae
Source: the annotation of a GenBank genome assembly